AUGGCUGAUCUCCUGGAUUCGGAAGGUGAUGACGACGGCGGCGUGAUCUUGCUUGGACAUUCGGAGGGGAAGGGACGAAAGGGGAUUAGGAGGAAUGUGCUCCGCUCACACGGCCUCCCCAUCGUCCUCCUGCCCAAGGGCGUCAGCGACUUCUCCAUCCAUGCCGACAGCCUCUUCCAGGCCCGCCUCGACGCCCUUUGCACUGCAACCUUCGAAAGCAAAGUUCUCUACAAUGCUAGCAUCGUCGGCACCAUCACCCACGCCAUCCGGCUCAGCGACAACACCUCCGGGAUCAUCCACUUCGAUGUUGGCAUCAUCGACAAGCGAUUCCCCCUCUCCCUCUUCGAGGACCCUCCCAAUUGCACCCCCUCUCGAAUUUUGCCGAGGUUGUCUACUCGCCCUAAUUCACAACAACUUCGAUUCCCCCAAUUGUAA
This is a messenger RNA of Zingiber officinale, 435 nucleotides long. RefSeq lists its product as uncharacterized. The record is from RefSeq and is a predicted model, not a curated record. The transcript is spliced from 3 exons. NCBI's taxonomy places the organism in Eukaryota, Viridiplantae, Streptophyta, Magnoliopsida, Zingiberales, Zingiberaceae. The coding region runs from base 1 to 435 and encodes 144 amino acids.